Molecule: messenger RNA, 1952 nt
Organism: Micropterus salmoides (largemouth bass)
Lineage: Eukaryota; Metazoa; Chordata; Actinopteri; Centrarchiformes; Centrarchidae
Product: dehydrogenase/reductase SDR family member 7C-B-like
Exons: 7
Coding region: 436-1449 (337 amino acids)
Biological process (GO): regulation of release of sequestered calcium ion into cytosol by sarcoplasmic reticulum
Cellular component (GO): sarcoplasmic reticulum membrane
Molecular function (GO): all-trans-retinol dehydrogenase (NAD+) activity
Source: RefSeq, a predicted model, not a curated record
CCAGUAGUAUCCAUGUCUUAGAUAUAAUCACAUUCACAAUCUAUGAAAUUGAAACUAAGAUCUAAAAGGUUGGACGUAUGUUUAGAAAGUUUAAACUAUGUUUGAAAAGUUAAAAAGCAUAAUUUGAAAGUUUAACAUUAAGGUUUUAUUGCUGCUGCACACAACGUUUGCAAAAGUUUUACUUCAGAGUUUCUGAACAUGCCUUCACUUCAUGCUGGAUGUUACGACACUGUUUUACUUCAUGAAUCACUGACUGUAUAUUUUAUAUACAUAUAAAUGAUUGAAAUAUCCAAGUAUGUGUAUAGUAAAAUCCCAUAUAUCUUUUAUUAAAAAUGUGGUGUUAAUCAUUUCGUUUUGAUGACUAACGGACAAACAUGGUUAAAAAAUGUCUUCUCUGUUUUUAUUUCAGAGUUGUAAGAGUAGUUAGAUUAAAAAAUGGUUGUAGAGGGUGAGAUGGAUUCCAAUGUUACGGAGCCGGAGAGCUUUUGGGAUAUCCUCCAGGAGAUGGACUCAGUAUGGACCACCACUGUUCUCCUGGUGCCAUUGGUAGUCGUGCUGACAGCUGGAUUUUUCUACCUUUAUGGUGUGGUUAUCAGCCUGCUGUCCAAAACAUCUGUACGCAAUAAGGUGGUGGUUAUAACCGACGCUUUGUCUGGUCUUGGAAAAGAAUGUGCAGGUGUGUUUCACAAAGGAGGCGCGAGGCUGAUCCUCUGCGGGAAAAGCUGGGAGAAACUUGAGGAACUUGCGGAUGAUUUGGCAAACGCCUCGGACCCGACUGUUACGUUUCCCUCCAAGCUGGUGCUGCUGGAUUUUGGAGAUAUGGACAGCAUGCCUGAGGCGAUCGAAGAGAUCCUGGAGUGUUACGGCUGCCUGGAUAUUCUCAUCCUCAACAGCAGCAUGAAGGUUAAAGCACCCGCACAGAGCCUGUCUCUGGAGAUGGACAAGCUACUAAUGGACAACAACUACUUUGGACCGGCCACGCUGGCCAAAGGCUUGCUGCCCUCCAUGAUCUCCAGGAGAACCGGCCACCUGCUCCUCGUCAGCAGCAUCCAAGGGAAGAUAGCUGUGCCUUUUCGCAGUGCAUAUGCAGCCUCUAAACACGCAGUUCAGGCUUUUUUUGACUGCCUGAGAGCUGAAGUGGAGGAGUACGGCAUCUCCGUCAGCACCAUCAACCACACCUUCAUCAGUCACUCGGCGUCUGACAACACAGAGGCAGCGUCCUCCAGGUCCAUCUGGUCACUGCUGUACACUAGGAAACCCUUUGGCGUUUCUCCAGAUGAGGCAGCUGCUGAGAUCGUGAAGACUUUAAACAGCAAGAGGAAAGAGGUGGUGAUUGCUCCCUCGCUCCCCAAGGUGGCCAUCUACACCAGAUCCUUCUUCCCUAAUGUGUUCUUUUCUGUGAUGGCUGCAGGAGUGAACAACACUGCAGCAGCCUCUGACAAAGUGUAGCGCUGCAGCCGUCGACGUAAUAACUGGAGGAUAUUUAUGACGUGGUGAAGGUGAAACAGAUCAGUGUAAAUGUUGCAGGCAAUCUAAAACUAAUACUGAUAAUCUGUUGUUUGGGUGGAUCAAUGUGAACCCACAGAUUGCAUUUAAACCAUUUGAGUGUUGAUCUUAAAUGUAUUGACAGGAAUAUGGUGUUAAAAUGUGUACAGAGCAUUUCGCCUAAGAAGAACAUGCUGUUGUGUUAACAUCCAAAGGACAACUCAUAUGUAUAUUUAUGUUUAUUUUUCAUUGUUUAUCCAUCAGAAAGAAUCAUUUUUGUUUAUUUUACAGGUUAACAUACAUAAAAUUAUCCCCAGAUUGCACAAUUUACUUAAAAACAGUCAAUAAUGUCAAGAAAGGUUUGUUUACGUUCUUGUAUUUGUGGAGUUGAUAACAUGUAGACUACAAAUAAAAGUAUCUAUGUCUAAGCUCUAGUCAUGUAAAGUAUUAAAAAAAUAUAUGUUUUA